Messenger RNA from Arabidopsis arenosa, 1087 nucleotides. Lineage: Eukaryota; Viridiplantae; Streptophyta; Magnoliopsida; Brassicales; Brassicaceae. The record is from the annotation of a GenBank genome assembly.
AAUCCUCAUAAUCACUUUCGAAAUUACAUUUACGUUUUCUAGCAAUCAAAUUUUCCGAUCUUAAGUUCCAAAGACGAUGUCAGAGGUGGAGUUAGAGAACGCUGCUACGAUCGACGGAACCGCCGCUGAGGAUGCGACGGUGACGGAGGCGGCAGUCGAGAAGAAGAAGCCUGCAGCGAAGGGACGAAAGACGAAGAAAGUUAAGGAAGUGAAGGAGAAGAAGACUGUUGCUGCCGCUCCGAAGAAGAGAACUGUUUCUUCUCAUCCUACUUACGAAGAGAUGAUUAAGGACGCGAUUGUUACGUUGAAGGAGAGAACUGGAUCUAGCCAAUACGCGAUUCAGAAGUUCAUCGAGGAGAAGCGUAAGGAGCUUCCUCCAACUUUCAGAAAGCUCUUGCUUCUCAAUCUGAAGAGACUUGUUGCUUCUGGGAAGCUUGUCAAGGUCAAAGCCUCGUUUAAACUCCCAUCGGCGUCGGCUAAAGCAUCAUCCCCUAAGACGGCGGCUGCGACGACAUCUGCUCCUGCGAAGAAGAAACCGGCGGCUAUGGCGGUUACUAAGCCGAAGGGAAAGGUCGCAGCGGCUUCCAAAGCGAAGAAAUCAGCAGCCAUUAAACCUAAGACAGCUGCUGCUAAGAAAGUGACUACCAAGGCUAAGGCUAAGGUUGUUCCUCGUGCCACUGCUGCUGCACCUAAGAGGAAAGCUGUUGACGCGAAGCCAAGGCUAAGGAAAGUUGCUACGGUGGCCACGAAGAAGAAGACUCCGGUGAAGAAGGUUGUGAAGCCAAAGACGGUUAAGUCGCCAGCAAAGAGGGCUUCUUCUAGGGUGAAGAAGUAAAAUUAGGGUUUGUAGGUAGAAGAAGGGUUAACGAUAGUUGGUUAGUCUUGUAUAAUUCAAUGAUCCUUUUAAGUGACUUGUUUGCUUUUCUUCUUUUCAGUGUUCUUGUAAUUCACAGUUCCUUUGGUCUCUAUCCCUUAAAAUCAUAUAUAGAUUUCAUCAAUGAAGCAAAAUCGAGUUUAUUUGCAGCUAAUUUGUGUCAGGUUACUGCUGUUCUUGUUGAGUUAUACUAAGUAAACAUGGAAGUUAUUA